Messenger RNA from Huiozyma naganishii CBS 8797, 924 nucleotides. RefSeq names its product exosome non-catalytic core subunit RRP45 (gene RRP45). Bases 1 to 924 code for a protein of 307 amino acids. Gene Ontology annotation, biological process: U4 snRNA 3'-end processing; nuclear polyadenylation-dependent rRNA catabolic process; TRAMP-dependent tRNA surveillance pathway. The record is from RefSeq and is a predicted model, not a curated record. Gene Ontology annotation, cellular component: cytoplasmic exosome (RNase complex); nuclear exosome (RNase complex). The transcript has a single exon. NCBI's taxonomy places the organism in Eukaryota, Fungi, Ascomycota, Saccharomycetes, Saccharomycetales, Saccharomycetaceae.
AUGGCGAAGGAUAUUGUGAUUUCGAAUUCCGAGAGGGAGUUUAUAUUGGAGUCCCUGCGGGCGAAACAGAGGCUCGACGGGAGGAAUUUCGACGAGUUCCGGGACGUGAGCAUUGUGUUUGGGAACGAGUACGGGGACGUGCUUGUGUCGCUUGGCGGGACGAAAGUGCACUGUCGGAUUUCUUGCGAGGUGACGCUGCCCUACGAGGACAGGCCCUUUGAAGGGUUGUUCCUCAUCUCUACGGAGUUCACGCCGAUGGCCGGCGGGCAGUUCGAGAACGGGAACAGUACUGGGGAGGACGAGGUGCUGAUUGCGCGGAUUAUUGAGAAGGCCGUGCGACGGUCCGGAGCGCUGGACGUCGAAGGUCUGUGUAUCGUUGCUGGGAGCAAGUGUUGGGCGAUCCGUGCCGAUGUGCAUUUCUUGGACUGCGACGGUGGGUUCAUCGAUGCGUCGUGCAUUGCAGUGAUGGCUGCACUGAUGCACUUCAAGAAACCGGAUAUCACGGUGCAGGGACACAGUGUCGUCGUACACCCUGUAGAGGAGAGAGAACCAGUCCCAUUGGGGAUCCUGCACGUCCCGAUCUGCGUCACGUUCUCGUUCUUCAACCCGCAGGACUCAGAGACGAACUUCAAGGGCCAGGAUAACUUAGAGAUCGUCGUGACGGACGCAACGCUCAAGGAGGAACUGCUCAGGGAGGGGGUGCUCACCGUCACACUCAACAAGAACAGAGAGGUCGUGCAGGUGUCCAAAGCAGGAGGGCUGCCCAUGGACGCACUAACGCUCAUGGACUGCUGCCACAAGGCGUACGAGAUCACAGAUAAAGUGACCAGUCAGAUCAUCGCGGCCAUCAAACAGGACUACGCGCAGAGAGACCGCUACGCAGCGGUGCUCAGUUCUGAGAACGCACGCGAUGCCACCGCAUGA